GAACCAAUUUCAACCGUUUACACCGAAGUUUCCUCAAUGAGCUCUCAAACUUCCUACGAUAACACGCAAAAUGCUCGUCCGACUUCGGACAAUCCUGCGCAAAUUCCCCCUUUUCAAGGGCAAAACCCUCAUCCGGAGGUCAAUCCUUCAAAUAAAUUCGAUAUUAUUAAUGGAAACACCUUUUCGCAACAAGAAUUGAUUGUGAAAGAAAAACCUUUCGUAGAAACUUUAUUUAAUGGCGACAGCAAUGAACAGGAAGUGCUCGAAUAUACAAUCGCCCAUAUUAUCUAA
Molecule: messenger RNA, 291 nt
Organism: Acaulospora morrowiae
Lineage: Eukaryota; Fungi; Glomeromycota; Glomeromycetes; Diversisporales; Acaulosporaceae
Source: the annotation of a GenBank genome assembly